Phycodurus eques (leafy seadragon) is the source of this 4123-nucleotide messenger RNA. It is a transcript of the gene nolc1, whose product is annotated as nucleolar and coiled-body phosphoprotein 1. The transcript has 14 exons. The coding region runs from base 13 to 3312 and encodes 1099 amino acids. Gene Ontology annotation, cellular component: nucleoplasm; nucleolus. The record is from RefSeq and is a predicted model, not a curated record. Gene Ontology annotation, molecular function: protein binding. NCBI's taxonomy places the organism in Eukaryota, Metazoa, Chordata, Actinopteri, Syngnathiformes, Syngnathidae.
AUCGUGGUGAACAUGGCGGAGCACAAGGCUGUGCCCAGCGAUUUGUACAAAUGUGUGUACUCCUUUCUGUUGGAGAACAAGUUCACCAAGGCGGCUCAACAGUUUGUCAAGCAGAUUAUAGUGAGUCCUCAGGAUCCAAAUGAAGAGUCUCUUCUCAACAUCUAUGACUUCUGGGUGAAAUCACCUAAAGCUCGGAAACGCAAAGCGAUUUCUGCCAAGACUGAAGCUGCUGGCUCAUUAGCCAAGAAGGCAAAAGCUAGUAGAGAGAGCUCCAGCAGUGAGGAGGAUGAAGCUGAUGCCAAACCCAAGAAGGCUACGCCUGCUGUCAAAGCAGCACCUGUUAAGGCAUCGGCUGCAAAACCUGCAGCUACAAAAGCUUCAUCUAGUAGCAGUGAAGAAUCAAGUGACUCCGAAGAAGAGAAGACUCCUGCCAAGGCUCCCGUAAAGCCUACAGCAACUGCGAGUGGCGCAAGAAAGAAAGACAGCAGCUCUAGCAGUGAGGAAUCAGACUCUGAAGAGGAGCAGGCCACCAAAGUGCCAUCGAAGCCAGUUACCACCGCCAAGCCCAAAGCUCCUAUUCCCGCUGCAGGAACGGCUAAGAAAAAAGAAGAGAGCAGCAGUGAAGAAAGUUCCUCGGAGGACGAGGAACCGUCCAAGGCUCCAGUGAAACGUGCCCAAGUGAAAACUGUUGCUGCAGCUGCCGAGUCGAGCAGUGAAGACUCCUCAUCUGAAGAUGAGGCUCCGCCUAGCAAAAAAUCCAAAUCAGGAACGUACAGUGCAGUCCCACCUCCUGCUUCAAUUCAGAAAGCUGCAUCAGCAGUCAGUAAAGCCAAGGACGACGACUCAGACAGCAGUGAUGACAGCAGUGACGAGGAUGAAGGGAAGAAAGUAGCUUCUAAACCUGCACCCAUGAAGAAGACUGUGCCUACUAAAACUGGUUUGAAGAAGCCUGCAGCAAAGAAAGAGUCCAGUUCUGAGAGCUCAGAUUCCAGUUCAGAUGAAGAGGAGACCAAGAAGCCUGCAGCCAAGGUCACACCAGCUAAAGCAGCCCCAGUCAAACAAACUCCGGCAAAAAAAGACGAUUCCUCAAGCUCAGACAGCAGCUCAGAAGAUGAAGCUCCUGCAAAGCCUGCCACUAAACCUGCUGCACCAUCAACUGCUUCAAAAGCGCCAGCUGAGAGCAGCUCUGACAGCAGUUCAGACUCUGACUCCUCAUCGGAUGAUGAACCAGUUAAAGGAAAGCCUGCACCGGCGGCUAAGCCUGCACCGGCGGCUAAGCCUGCACCGGCGGCUAAGCCUGCACCGGCGGCUAAGCCUGCACCGGCGGCUAAGCCUGCACCGGCGGCUAAGCCUGCCCCGGCGGCUAAGCCUGCCCCGGCGGCUAAGCCUGCCCCGGCGGCUAAGCCUGCCCCGGCGGCUAAGCCUGCCCCGGCGGCUAAGCCUGCCCCGGCGGCUAAGCCUGCCCCGGCGGCUAAGCCUGCCCCGGCGGCUAAGCCUGCAACUCCCGCCGCUAAGGCUGCAACUCCCGCCGCUAAGGCUGCUGCAGCGGCAGCAGCUGAAAGCAGUUCAGACUCCGACUCCUCAUCUGAGGAUGAAGAACCUGCAAAGGCCAAGGCACCACCAACUAAACCUGCUAAACUUGUCACCCCUGCUGCAAAGGCCACUGCUCCAGCAAAGACUGCAACUCUCACAAAGACUGCUGCAGCGGAAAGCAGCUCAGACUCAGACUCAGACUCCUCAUCUGAAAAUGAAGAGCCAGUGAAAGCAAAGCCUGCAAACACAAAAUCUUCAACGCCAGCUUCAAAAGCUGCUACUCCUGUUGCAACAGCUGCUAAAGCAAAAGCAGCAGCAAAAAGCAGCUCUGAGUUGGACUCCUCAUCUGAAGAUGAAGAACCUACAAAAGCCAAGGCACCUCCAAGUAAACCUUCCACCCCUGCUGCUAAGGCUGCAACCCCAGCAAAGGCUGCAGCAGCAGAAAGCAGCUCUAACUCAGAUUCCUCAUCUGAAGAUGAAAAACCAUUCAAAGCAAAACCAACACCUGCUAAACCUGCCACCCCAGCUUCGAAGGCUGUCACCCCGGCAGCAAAAGCUGCUCCUCCGGCAAAGGCAGUGGCAACAAGCAGCUCUGAGUCAGACUCUUCAUCAGAGGAUGAAGAACCUGCUAAAGCUAAACCAGCGACGAGUAAGCCUGCCACUCCUGCCGCAAAGGCAGUUGCUGAAGAAAGCAGUUCUGACUCUGACUCCUCAUCUGAAGAUGAGACAGUGAAAGCAAAUCCAGCAAAGGCAAAACCUGCCACCGCUGCUUCCAAGGUGACCACACCUGCUUCCAAGGCGGCCACCCCUGCUUCCAAGGCUGCAACUCCUGCAGCAAAAAGCAGCUCGGAGUCUGACUCCUCGUCCGAGGAAGAGGACGAACCUCCUAAAGCCAAGACAGCUGCAACUAAAGCAGCUGUUUCUGCAGCAAAGACCGCAGGAGCCAAUGCAGAGAGCAGUUCGGACUCAGACUCUUCUGAGGAAGAAGCCCAAGCCAAGGCUAAACCUGUGGUCAAAAAAACUGUAGCACCUAAAGUGGCCAAGAAACCUGCCAGGAAGGCAGCAGUGGUAGCUAAAGCUGCAGCUUCAAAAGCACCUGCAGCAAAGAAGGCCAAGAAGAGUAGCUCCGACUCGUCCGACAGCUCGGACUCUGAGACGCAGACCAAGAACACCCCUGCCGAGGCUGCCGUCGCCAAUGGCAACGCUUCUAAAGCUGGGUCGGCUAAACCUGCAGAGUCAUCAUCCAGUGACAGCAAUUCAGAGGAAGAGGCUGCUGGGAAAAGUACUAUUAAAACUUCUAACCCUGCGGUAGCCAACAAGGUGACUAAAGCUAAAGACAGCAGCAGCUCCUCAGACAGCACAGAUGAUGACGAUGAGGCAUCGGCAAAAGCUGCCACUACGCGCAAUGCCAAUGGCACCAAUGGCAAGCAAAAGAAUGAAAAGUCAUCAGAAAGUGAAAAAGAAGCAAUGCAAACAAAAACUCCAAAAAGGAAAAAAGCAGCAACUACACCACAAACCUUUCCGAAAGACAACAAGUCUUCUCACGUACCUUUCCGAAGAAUAAGGGAGGAAGAUGUUGAUGUGGAUCCCCGCCUUGCAGACAACUCUUUUGACGCCAAGAGGGGCUCCAAUGGCGACUGGGGCCAGAAAGCGAACGACGUUCUCCGUUUUACCAAAGGCAAAUCAUUUCGCCACGAAAAGACGAAGAAGAAGAGGGGAAGCUACCGGGGCGGCGCCAUCAACACCUCGGUCAACUCGAUUAAAUUUGACAGUGACUGAGGAGCCCGCCCUCACCUGCCCCCCCACCCGCCCCCUCACCUGAACUCUACAGAACUUGUGUGAUGAGGACCUUCUAAAAAAGUUGGUACUUUGACAGAUACCAUUUAGUAUGAAAGUAACACUUGAUGGGAUUCGUGGUGAAACACACAAGGCGCCCAAUGACGGCUUAUAGCCACAUGCUGGUUUAAGGCCAUCGGGCUACAAUUAAGUACAGCCAUCAAACCUAUCAUGAUUCUUUAUUUUUAGGUUUUUCCAUAAAUGAAUUACAGCCAUCCAACCCAUCACUGGUUUUUCAAUUGAUUGUAUACAUUUGUCAGUCUAUAAUGUGAACAUUGGAGAGGGUUUGUACUCCCUAGUUUUUCCUUAAAUAUGCUGUGGAGGAAUUACGUUUUAGGGUGUGUAUUAAUAUUCCUUGCAUUUUAUUCAAUUUCAAUAAUUAGGAGUUGAUGUAUCGUCAAUGUUCCUUACAAACCAUGUUGCAUUGAAACAUGUAAAUGUUAAAAUUCAGCCAUUCACUGCUCCUGUUUUUGGUAGAAAUGUUUGUCUCCAAUUAGUUGAUCUCUUUUCUGUCGGGAUUUACCUUUCUAAAUACUUUUUUUUUUAUUAUUAUUAUUAUUUUGUUGGGUCAUUAACCCUAACGGCAAUUAAAAGAUUAACAAUAUUGUCAAAACCAGUAGUGUAGUUUUGUUCGGUUGCCACCAGGUGGCACACUAUUCAGUUAAUUUAAAACAUUGCUUUCACGUUUGAUAUUUCUAGAUUGUCUUAAUUUCUCUCUGAACAAUAAAACACAAAUGGUCAUUCACGCUUGAAC